Molecule: messenger RNA, 702 nt
Organism: Calypte anna (Anna's hummingbird)
Lineage: Eukaryota; Metazoa; Chordata; Aves; Apodiformes; Trochilidae
Product: natural killer cells antigen CD94
Exons: 6
Coding region: 1-702 (233 amino acids)
Source: RefSeq, a predicted model, not a curated record
AUGGAGGAUGAGGAAGGCUACACCGCUUUAAAUUUACGACACUCAGCUUCAGUUGUUACUUCUGGAAAUUCAAGCAGCAACAAAUGUUCUGUAUUUAAAGCUCCAGACAGUUGUGUAACAGUAAACAGAGCCUCUGCCUCAUCUUCCAUAUGGCGGCCAAUGGCCUUUGUGUUUCUUGGAUUGUGCCUGGUGCUGCUGAUGGGGUUGGUAGGCCUGCUGGCCCUCUCUUUUCAGGUUUCCAAGGAUCCUGAGGAAGGAAAGAAGCUGAAAGAAAUGAAGGAAGCACUGUGUUUUGAAGGGAAGGAGAAAAAUGAAACAAAAUGUGCUCUCUGCCCAGCAAGCUGGCAGACCAGUGGAGCUGACAGCUGCAUCUACAUUUCAAAGGAGAAGAAAACAUGGAAGCAAAGCCAGGAGUUCUGUUCCUCGAGAAACUCCACACUUCUUGUACUAAAAGACACAGCAAAGAUGGUUUUUCUGCCAAAGGAUCCACAUUUUUACUGGGUUGGAUUAUCAUAUGUAUCCGGAAGGAGGGGUUGGUACUGGGAGGAUGGUACAGCUUUUUCAAAAGAAGAAACAAACUGGGCUUUAUUAUAUGACAACAUCUUCUGUGCCUCUGUAUAUGGACAGUUUAUUUAUGCCAGCUACUCCUGUUUGACAGAGCAAUUCUGGAUCUGUGAGAAAGUGGCUUUUCAUCUUACCUGA